Cuscuta campestris is the source of this 1187-nucleotide messenger RNA. The record is from the annotation of a GenBank genome assembly. NCBI's taxonomy places the organism in Eukaryota, Viridiplantae, Streptophyta, Magnoliopsida, Solanales, Convolvulaceae.
GCAAAUCGAAAACUGCAGGGCAUUUAUAGUUAAAANUUGGUUUGAUUUUAGAGUCUAAUUAUAAGGAAAGGAUUAAUUAGCAAACAUAUUAGAAAAAUGGGGGCUAAUUUACAAUAUUGAGAAAUUUUAAUGUUGAUAGAGGAGGAUAAGAGGCGGAAGACGGAUUGGGAUUGGGAAGAAGGGGUUGGAGAACUUCGAUCGGAUCUGAUACAAGAACGGAGCAGGACGACGCAGCAGAGCAACGUAACCGGCGACGACUUUCUUCUUCAACCAGAACUGCCGGCAGUGGGCUCGUAUCUUCGAUCAGCAUCUGGACACAGAGCAGGGCCGGUGGUUGGCCUUAACCGUCGAUCGGCUAGCAUCGAGGCAUGGAAGUCCGAUUCCGACCUCUGUGAUCCCGGACGGAAAUCAGCGGCAGCCAUCAGUCCAGCAGCUCUCCCUACAGUGAACUCCUGUCUCCGACGAGCUACAGUGCGCUUCUCUCUGAUAUUCAACAUGAACCAUGGUUUGGAUCACGACAAACUGAAUGAGAUUAUCUAUAAGGCUAGUGUGGCAAAGUUGGAAACAUCUGUUUCCUUGUAUAGUGACAAGUUGGAGUUGAAAGUGCAUGGUUUUAAUGACAAACUCCCAGAUCUUCUACCAAAAGUUUCGGCAGCAACCAAGUCCUCACCCGAAGAUGACCGCUUUUUGGUUAUAUCAAGGAAGAUAUGGAAAGAACUUUGAAGAACACUAACAUGAAGCCCUUGAAUCAUUCGUCAUACUUGAGACUCCAAGUUUUGUGUCAGCAUUUCUGGGAUGUGGAGGAGAAACAAUGCCUAUUACAUAACUUAUGUAUCGCAGAUCUGAAGGCUUUUCUUCUAGAUCUUCUUUCCCAGGUGUGGAAAUUAAUAAUUCAUUAAAAAGUCAUUUGAUUUUUGUUUAGUUCACUAUAUAGUUUAAAGUUAUGCCACCUAGCAUGGGUGUAAGGUAAAUUUGGUGCAAAAUUUGUAAUUACAUUAUCAUGUGCUUAUAUUUUUUUUGCAUAGGAUUCAAUGGCUAAUCAAUCUAAAAUCGAUGACCUUACAAUUGAUGGUAAUACAACCACUAAGAAAAAUCACGAUGAGGAUCGACAGAACAAAGAUGAUGAAGCUGAGAGCGAUGGACUUCAAGAUGUAGACAGUGAUGAGCAUUAAAGCUUUGGGCUAUAU